AACUACACGUCCCACAAUGCUUACAACUUCCUGUUUUGUGUCCUAAGCAGGUCGCCCCAAAAAUAUGACAUUUUGUUUAGUGUUGCGCACAAUUAAUAUGUUUUUAGACGUAUUUGUAUAUAAUGUCGCAGACUUUUAUUAUGUUGAUAGAUGUUUAACUAUUGUAUCCAUUAUUACUGCUUUCCAAGCAAGCGUGAAUCAGAACUCAGAACUUAAAUAAACUACAAGUCCCGUAAUGCAUUCCAUAAACUCUCAUCUCGCGAGUUUUUACUUGAAUUUUAAACGCGGGAGCCACCCGCUGAAAGACUGAACGUUAUGCCAUGGAUUCUGUAGACGAGGACGUGUCUGCUCGAGUUCUACUGCAAAGUGUAAUUCAUACAGAGUCCUCCAGGUCCCCAAUUACCCGCAGUGCCUCCCAGGCUCAGUUCCAGUCCCUGGGGUCCAGAGUCAGACGUAGUAUCAGACUAAGGAGGAGUGAUGUUGGGACCCUUACACCACAGGAGGCCCUCAAACAGAGCAUCAAAAAGAAGCUUCAUGAGAGCACUUCCAGGUUAACCCCGCCAGUGCCACCCAGUAAGAGGCGGACUAUAUCAGAGGGAGUCAGGAAGAUAAACACGCCUGCACCAGCCACAGCCUCACUUCUCUAUGAUGAUGACAUCACACCUAGAUACCUACUCAGGGGGAUCCUGCAAACAGAGCCGGAGACAUCCCUUCUGGUUCAGGACCGGCCAGUCAAGAAGGAGCCAGAGCUGCCCUCCACAAACUCCAGUCUUCACAGCAACCGCCCAAGUACAGGGCUGUCUGACUUAGAUUUCCCUGACAUGACCACCACAGUAAACCUGUCAAAUACAGUGAAGGGACUAAGCAGGAAGCGACCACGUCGGAGUCUCAACAUAACAGCAUUCAACAGGCAGCUUGAACAUGAAGAUUUUUUUUUUGCAGAUGGAGAGGCUGAAGGUGGCAGUGCAACAGAAAAAGACCUCUCAUCCCUGUCUUCUGCCUCUCCAAACUCUAUCACCUUCUCCCUGAAAACACCCUUUGUGGAUGUUCGGACUGAGAAAAGGGGAUUUCAAAGGAAGGUAACAAAUCGUAAAAAAAUUUGCCUUGAGGAGUUUGACGAGGCCCUACAGAAUCGACUGGCGGCGAUGGGUGGAGACCCUGAGGUGAGUGUUAGGGAGGAUCAGCAGGGUCUCAGUGAGACCGUUCGGUCUGAGGGGUUUACCUUGGGACAGAGUGACCUCACCGCUCCUGACAUCACCCAUGACAUCAUCACCAGCAACACAGCGCUCUACUCCCUGCCUGUUGACACAGCAACAACCUUCACUAUCACCACCCAGGACAAAGACACCAUCACGGGAACACAGAUCCAGCGAGAAAUGGGAGGGAUGAAGGAUGAGGAUGAGAAAAUUAUGGAGGAGGUAGGGGAACCAAAUGAGGACAAGAUGGAAUUAGACAACAAAGAUGGAGAGGAUUUGGCUGGAGAUGUUGGGCAGAGAGAGGACUCAGUGAGACAGAAGGUGUCCAAAUCACAGACUGUAGAAGCGGUAGCUGACUCCCAGACAGAAGAUGAGGAGCUGGCUAAAUCUCAGACAGAAGAGGACGGGGUGGCUGAAUCUCAGACAGAAGAGGACGGGGUGGCUGAAUCUCAGACAGAAGAGGACGGGGUGGCUGAAUCUCAGACAGAAGAGGACGGGGUGGCUGAAUCUCAGACAGAAGAGGACGGGGUGGCUGAAUCUCAGACAGAAGAGGACGGGGUGGCUGAAUCUCAGACAGAAGAGGACGAGGUGGCUGAAUCUCAGACAGAAGAGGACGAGGUGGCUGAAUCUCAGACAGAAGAGGACGAGGUGGCUGAAUCUCAGACAGAAGAGGACGAGGUGGCUGAAUCUCAGACAGAAGAGGACGAGGUGGCUGAAUCUCAGACAGAAGAGGACGAGGUGGCUGAAUCUCAGACAGAAGAGGACGAGGUGGCUGAAUCUCAGACAGAAGAGGACGAGGUGGCUGAAUCUCAGACAGAAGAGGACGAGGUGGCUGAAUCUCAGACAGCAGGGGACGAGGUGUCUGAAUCUCAGACAGCAGGGGACGAGGUGUCUGAAUCUCAGACAGCAGGGGACGAGGUGUCUGAAUCUCAGACAGCAGGGGACGAGGUGGCUGAAUCUCAGACAGCAGGGGACGAGGUGGCUGAAUCUCAGACAGCAGGGGACGAGGUGGCUGAAUCUCAGACAGCAGGGGACGUAGCAGAUGAAGGGGGACAGGUAGUGGAAGAAGGGCAGGAAAAAAGAUUGAUAUCACAGAGUUUAACACACAAUGCGAUGCACAUCAGUCGGAGAGCUUAUUGCUCAGAGGGUGGCGUCAAGGUUGCUGGAGUGAUGGAAGGAGGGAGGGGCUACAAGAGCAUGGGAGCAGCGCUCCAUCCUACAGAGACUGGGUGGGCAGGCAGAAGGUCACAGGGGGACACGGCUGGUGAGUGGCACAGCGGGCCGGAGGUGGGAGCUAGUGAGAGCAACCACACCCGCACAGUAACCCUUGGCAGCGUCCCUCCCUCCCCGUUGCCCCAGGAAGAUGAGCUGGAAGGUUUGAGUAGAACUGGCACCAGCCUUGGCAAUGAGGAGAUGGAGAACUCCAUGCCUCCUUUAGAGAUGACCUUUGAACCUGAGAACAACGCCCCUCACAGCAGCAACUCAUCCCUGCACCCAAUCACUGCCCAGAGCCCAGCUGAGCAUGAGGGGGACUGGGAUGAUGUGGAAGAGGGGGAUGGUGUCUGGAGUGAAGAGCUGUCCAUGAAGACUCCUGCGUUUGUCAGAGAGAAGAGGAAUGCUCUGACUAUUGACCACCUGGCCACACCCACUGUUCUCAAAGACCUUCAACCAAGGCAAUGUUUCGGCUGUGCUGCUGCGGUGAAGCCCAAAGCUGUGAGGGGAAAGCGGACUGGAUCAGCCAAGAAGGAUCCUGGUCUCUCUAAGAGCUACAUCAUGAGCGUGUUCAAACACUUCGCCAAGACCAAGGUGUCUACAGAUGUCUACCCUGUCCUAAAGGAGAUAAUGGAGCGCUACUUUGACCGGCUAGCUGAUGACUUGGAGACGUUUGCUGCUCACGCCAAGAGGAAGACCAUUGAGGUAGAGGACGUAGAGCUGCUGAUGCGGAGACAGGGGUUUGUGACUGACAGCAUGCCAGUAAAUGUGUUGAUUGAGAAAUAUCUCCCAAUGGAAUCCCGAAAGCUCCUCAUUCCUGUGGCAACAAGUGGUAACUACGUCAUUCCCAAACCGAGGAGAAAAUGAUCAGCCUAUACUGAGAAUGAUCAGCCCAAAUGAGGGCUGAUGUUCUAUAUAUUUGAUUGAUUAUCUAUGAACAGCUGUUCAUUUAUUAUUUGUAGACACUCAUUCAAACACAGCCAGGACAAGACCAUGUAACCUGGAUGUAACCUGUUGUAAAUGUGUUGUAUUUGUUUGAAUAUGGCUUUCUUUUAUAUUUGUCGAAUAUUACUGCAAAAUGUUUUAUUUGAUUUAUUCAGUAGUCUGGCAUUUGUACGUGCCUUUGGAUGAGAAAGGAGACUGGAGUUUAAAGCCCUGAGGUUAUGAGUGCAUUGGAUUCCAUCAGAGCAACCUGAAAGACACAACCAAUACAAGCACAAUAGUUUGUAGACACUAAUCUAAUGUCCCCUGUCCUCAUGCUGCCCCCAGUUUUCAAAAUCGACCCAGCUAAUCACAGUACAGUCAGAAUAAAAAAGCAAUAAUUCAAACUUUCGCAUUCCAUACUUUGGGGUGUAAUCAUUACUCCAAUUCUGUUUAAAAACGUUUUGCAACAAACCAUUUACUCCAAACAGAAAAUGCAUACGACAGUUUCUAUUGGACUAAUUCAGGUAGGCCCGGUUUUCGUUCGCCUUGUUUGCUUUCGUUUGGUUCUUGGUAAACGGUCAGUUUUCAGUCCGUACGCGCCGAACACACCGACUGCGUCUUGCGUUUUGGUGCACUAGAAGUACAUUCAUUUCCAGUGCAACGCUGCGUUUGCCUUAUAUUGCGUUGCAGAGGCAGUUGUAAUCCGUUGUGUAGUAAAUCGAAUGUAUGCAUUAAAUGGUAUGCGUAGAAUGUUGAAUUUUUGUUGCACACAUCCAGUAAAAAAGUGGAUUCCAUAAUAAAAAGUUGAAUUACUUAA
Molecule: messenger RNA, 4149 nt
Organism: Oncorhynchus masou masou (cherry salmon)
Lineage: Eukaryota; Metazoa; Chordata; Actinopteri; Salmoniformes; Salmonidae
Product: centromere protein T-like
Exons: 14
Coding region: 321-3275 (984 amino acids)
Biological process (GO): chromosome segregation; kinetochore assembly; mitotic cell cycle
Cellular component (GO): kinetochore
Molecular function (GO): protein heterodimerization activity; DNA binding
Source: RefSeq, a predicted model, not a curated record